Parnassius apollo (apollo) is the source of this 207-nucleotide messenger RNA. Lineage: Eukaryota; Metazoa; Arthropoda; Insecta; Lepidoptera; Papilionidae. The record is from the annotation of a GenBank genome assembly.
AUGCAAAAUGCGCGCUCCGCUCCCGUGACACUUUUCACGGCUGCUAAAGCUAAACUAAAGAAGCCCGCCAAUCGAUUAAGACCACUCUCCACCUUUCACUGUUUGCACGGUAAAAAGCAUUCUAAAAGCAGUCUUAAGAGUCCAGAAGAUACACCUGGUAUAGGUUGGGAUACCAGUAAAAGUCUUAUUUUUCCACCGAAAGCUUAA